AUGACAAGCACAGCAGCCCCUGAGGGCGCCGGGUCGAAGGACGGAGCAGUGGCAUAUCAGAUCGACCAUGUCGAAGCCACGAAACCCGUCGAUGUCCUUGACAACUCCAACGCCGCCUCAGUCAGUACCACCUUCACCUUCUGGGAGACCAUUCGACACUACUGGCGUGCCAUGGCCGUCUGCUUCGCCUGCGGUGUCUGCGCCAUGGGUGACGGCUACCAGUACAAGAUGCCGGGCAACAUUGUAGCCCUCCAGGGGUUUAUUCGUCAGAUGGGUAAUUUUGAUGGGGCAAAGGGCAAAUGGGUUCUUGACUCGCAGCAAGUCGCCGCCUGGGGUGCCGCUUAUGCAGCUGCCCUUGUUGCCAUUCUCCUCAUCGGUAGCUGGCCAGUCGACAGGUUUGGUCGUAAGCCCGCUCUGUGGGCAGUCCAGGUCUUCAUGAUCAUUGCCGCCAUCAUCGAAAUCGUCGCCACCAAUUGGAAACACUGGCUCGUAGCCAAGAUCCUCAAUGGCUUCUCCGUUGGUCUCAACCACAUGACCGCCACCACGUACAUCUCCGAGAUUGCCCCUACCCGUGCUCGUGGUGCAGCGCUGGGUCUGUACCAGCUCUUUUGGGCUUUCGGUGCCUUUACCGCUGCCAUUGCCCUGCAGGUCGUCUCCAUGUUACCCGUCUCUCAGUGGCGCCAUGCCGUGUACUCACAGUGGACAUUCACCGGUCUCGCCAUAAUCUGUCUUAUCUUGAUCCCAGAGACCCCCGGUUGGUACGCCGGCAAGGGCAGGCAUGAAAAGGCAAAGACAGUGAUGAAGAAGCUCUACCGUGGCGUGCCUGGAUACGAUCUCGAUCACGAGUACAGCAUCAUCCUCAAGGAGAUAGAAGAUGGCAAGAUCCUGGCCAACAGCCAGUCAGGCGUAUCUGUUCUCGACUGCUUCCGCGGUACCAACCUUCGUCGUACCAUUGUGUCCCUCGUCCCAUUCAACAAUCAGCUUUGGGAUGGUGCCCCAGUCCUCUUCGUCUACACUUCGUAUUUCUUCCAGCAAGCCGGUGUCGCCCAACCCUUCAUAGCCACCGUCGCCGUCAACACGGUUCUCAUCACCUUUGUCGCCAUCAGUUUCUACACGACCGAUCGCGUGGGUCGACGUCCGCUCCUCGUCUACGUCGGUGCCUUCAUGGUGCCACUCCUCUUCAUCAUCGGUGGUAUCCUCAAGAUGCCUCUCACUACCGCCAACAGCACAGCCAUGAUUGCCGUUUCAUGUAUCUGGGUGGCCGCCUACUCGUCCUCCGCAGGCCCUCUCGGCUUCACUUUCCUCGCCGACUGCUCUACGUCCGUUCUCCGAGCCAAGACGGCCAACAUGGGCAGCCUCGCCUUCGCCCUCAUGUCGCUGGUGACCACGUACUGCACGCCCCUCAUGCUCGCGGCCCCCAACUUUGGAGUUUCCAACACCAUGUUCUUUUACGGGACCACAUCGGCCAUCUUCGUAGUUGUCAUGUGGUUCGUCAUCCCCGAGACUAAAAAUCGCUCCUAUGUCGAACUCGACGAAAUGUUCGAGCUCAAGGUCCCGACACGCAAGUUUGCGACAUUUGAGACGUCUGUAGAUAAAGCUAGGAAGGCUGCUGAGUUGGAAGGCCGUGGUACUACCUAA
Clonostachys byssicola is the source of this 1638-nucleotide messenger RNA. NCBI's taxonomy places the organism in Eukaryota, Fungi, Ascomycota, Sordariomycetes, Hypocreales, Bionectriaceae. The record is from the annotation of a GenBank genome assembly.